Messenger RNA from Sorex araneus (European shrew), 974 nucleotides. It is a transcript of the gene CD2, whose product is annotated as CD2 molecule. The record is from RefSeq and is a predicted model, not a curated record. Gene Ontology annotation, molecular function: signaling receptor binding. Lineage: Eukaryota; Metazoa; Chordata; Mammalia; Eulipotyphla; Soricidae. Bases 6 to 974 code for a protein of 322 amino acids. The transcript is spliced from 5 exons. Gene Ontology annotation, biological process: cell-cell adhesion; positive regulation of type II interferon production.
CAAAGAUGAACCUUGUUUAUAAAAUCUUAGCCAGCCACCUUUUGAUCAUCUUUUUUGCUUCCAAAGCUAGUGUGGAGACUAGUACUUGGGGUGCCCUGGGUGAGCAAGUCUAUUGGGAAACUCCCAUUAAGUGCGAUAACAAUAUAGAAGACAUACGAUUGGAAAAAAAUCAAGUCAAGAUCGCACAGUUCAAAGGAUGCAUCUGGAAUUCCCAGGAGAAGGGGAAAUAUUAUUUUUUCGAUAAUGGAACUCUGAAGAUUGAACAUCUGGAAAACAGUGAUAGUGGGAAUUACUCAGUGAACAUAUAUAACACGACUGGAAAACACGUAUUUGAAGGGAAAUUUGUGUUGCAGAUUCAAGAGAGAGUGUCAGAACCCACCAUCUCAUGGGAUUGUAAAAACAAAACCCUGACAUGCCGUGUAGCAAAUGGAACUGGCACUAAACUAGAACUGUCUCUAAAUGGGAACAAGACCAGCAAUGAUAUGAAGAUGAUCACAUCCAAGUUUUACAUGGAAAAGACUAAAUUCUGGUGCACAGCCAGUAACAACAUCAAUAAGAAAACCAAACAAGGGAAUUUUGAUUGUUCAGAGAAGGGACUGGACCUGAGUCUCCUCCUCGGCAUCUGUGGGGCUGGCGCUGUGGCCUUGCUCUUUGUGGCGCUGCUCAUCUUCUACAUCAGCAGGAGAAAACAGUCGACCCCCGAGAGGAAUGAUGAAGUGGAGAUCAGGGCUCUCAGGGUUCCCACCAAGGACAGAGGCCAGAAGCCCAACCGCGCCCCUGGUUCUGCUCCCAACCCAGCAGCGCAGCUUCCUCCACCCCCGGGGCAUCACCCACAGGCCCCGGGUCAGCGUCUCCAGGCCCCGCACCCGCAGCAGAAGGUGCCUCUCCCCCCAGUUCCCCCGCACAAAGGCCCUCCCCUCCCUAGGCCUCGAGCUCAGCAGAAGCCGCCGCGGGGACCUAAAGAGCAUGCCUGA